AUGCCGCUACUGGCCUUAGGCAGCCGAAGCCCUCAAGCUGUUGGAGAAUUCCAUUCCCUCGUUAGUCUACUUAGAUUAUCCGAAGAUAACCCAAGCGUUUCUCGGGGGACUGCAAGAAAGACAUUGGCAUUCUUUCAUUUUCAUUUCUUACUCUCGCGUCGUUCGUUAUCGAUAUUUCGCAUCUCCCUGCUUCUUCUUUACAUCAGCUUCUAUCCUGGAGGCCACCAAUACGUCUAUGAAAUCAACAUAGAUCGUGCCAUGAAAUCAUAUCCAUCCCGUCCUGCACAGAAACACGUCCAAGACGACUUUCAAAAGACAGGACCAAGAGCAGUGCCAUGUGGAAAUCCCCUCUACAAGAUCUUCUCGACUUCGUAA
This is a messenger RNA of Nezara viridula (southern green stink bug), 375 nucleotides long. Lineage: Eukaryota; Metazoa; Arthropoda; Insecta; Hemiptera; Pentatomidae. The record is from the annotation of a GenBank genome assembly.